AUGUUCGUUUUUCUUCUCUUGCUACUAUUGCAUCGCUCUGCUACAGGUAAGAUUUUUAUCAAGCUGGGGGUUAAGAGGGAAGGGGAACGUAAGAUUACUGUAAAGUUCGAAAGGAUCAGUUUGCAAUAUGUUGUGUUCUAUCCGAAUUACUGUAGAUUGACUGGUUACUGUAAGCGAAGUAGACUAAGUUCAAGGGGUUGAUAAUUAAAAGUUUCCAUGACAUUUCGCCACCCGGCCUUUCAAAACUAACCUCUAAAAGUUUACGUUCGUUUCGAAACCUGUGGUUGCGGAAUGUCGCAGAGCCAAUCAAAGUUUACCUGGAUGAAUCUCAGGCCAAUCCAUUCCAGCGCAGCUGACAGUCGGCGGAUGGUUCUUUCCAGUGUCCGUACCUCCUCCAGAUCCAAAAGAGAAUACCGUGUACGAUGAAGACGUCGGCUUUCCGGAAACAGAAUCUGUAAACAUCACACAUCAAGAAAUUCGGGUAAACGUACAGUUGCAGAUGGGAAAAUAAACGUUUGGUAAAUUUUCAGGAUUAUUAUGAGAAGGACAAGUUGGAAAAGUGGAACAACCAAAAGCCUAGUUUGCAACCAGUAUACAAGAAGGCAUUGGACAUGAUGCAUAGAUAUCAUGUAUGUAAUUGAAACUUUUGGAUCAAGAAAAAGGUUCAGCCACUUCAGAACGCCAAUGAUCACAUUUCGACGACUACUUUGGAUCCACUUGAGAUUGCAAAAUCAAAGCGUUUUCUGCCGAAUUCAGGUGAGAAAGCGACACUUUCUCCAUGAAAUUGAGAAGAAAUCAUUUCAGGGAUUCAAAAGUUCAUCCCCACACCUAUGGGCUUUGGAGGUAUGCCGGUUAAUGAAGAACCUGUCAUCACAAUGUCCAUGUCACCUAUCGGAGACUUGAAUCAACCGGAAGAGGUGAGAAUAAGUGUGUUUACCAUCGUGAAAAGUGGAUUUUCGAGAAAUCGCAUAAGUGUUAUUCACCUCUUUUUUUUCAGUUGGGUAUCCUUCUUGUUUUCAGAUAACUGUGGAUAAAACCAACAAAAGUCAACCUAUCGAGAUUGAGCAUGUUGAUGGAGAAUCUGAAGUGAGCUCGACCACCGAGCAGGUCACUUCAACUAGAGUCCCGUUUGUCUAUGGUCAGUUUUAAAGGCAUUCAUUUAUAGGUGAAAAAACAAGGGGUAUGGACCAGGCUAGGUUGUGAUGAACAUUUCUAAGACCCGGACGACCCCCAACCAGAGUUGAGCGGAAGAACUCAACACGGAAGAAUUUUUAUAUUUUUUAGAAAAUUUUUUCAUGGAAUGUGAUCAACUGACGAAAUGUAUAGCAAAGUGAACUCUGCUCAUAAAAAAAUAAUUGUAAAUUUGGCGAUUCAUACAAAAAAGUUAUUCGAGUUGUUCCGUGAAAAAAGGGCGAAGGGAAGACGGAAGGACAUUUUCACGGAACAACUCGAAUAACUUUUUUGUAUGAAAAGCUAAAUUUACAAUUAUUUUUCGAUGAACAGAGCUCACUUUGCUAUAUAUUUUGUCAGUUGAUCACAUUCCAUGAAAAAAUUGUCUAAAAAAGAUAAAAAUUCUUCCGUGUUCUUCCGUUGAGUUCUUUCGCUUAACUCUGCCCCCCAACCCCAUAAUGUUUGCCCUUCUAACUCGUUUUCACAGUUGUCGAACAAAUGUUUUUUUUUGUUCCAGAAAUACCGAAAAUCAAGUCAUAUGACGAUCCAACGAUGGUUGUGGAGAAAGAAAAAGAUAUGAUGAAAUUGAAAAGAGACGUAUUCCGCCUGAGAAAUGAGAUGAACCUUGUGAAAGCGUUGCUGAAUAAGCUAUACAAAAGAACCUAUCGAAAACAGAAGGAUUUCAUUAUGAAGGUACAACUAACGCUACUUUUUUGUAAAACUUUCACAUAUGUUUGCAGAAAAAAGACGAAUCAGCGACCAGAUUAUCAGCGGUCCAAGCUGAUCGCAACGUCAACGACUGGGUUGUUUUGCGUGGAAUGGUUCAUAGAAAAAACCAAUAA
Messenger RNA from Caenorhabditis sp. 36 PRJEB53466, 2012 nucleotides. Lineage: Eukaryota; Metazoa; Nematoda; Chromadorea; Rhabditida; Rhabditidae. The record is from the annotation of a GenBank genome assembly.